Penaeus monodon (black tiger shrimp) is the source of this 652-nucleotide messenger RNA. Its product is annotated as calcium-activated potassium channel slowpoke-like. The record is from RefSeq and is a predicted model, not a curated record. The transcript is spliced from 3 exons. The coding region runs from base 167 to 481 and encodes 104 amino acids. NCBI's taxonomy places the organism in Eukaryota, Metazoa, Arthropoda, Malacostraca, Decapoda, Penaeidae.
UAGUGUGCCUAUACUGAUAAGAUUUUUGUAUAAACAAUCUCUAUACAAAUGAUCCUAAUGAUAUAUGUGGUAAGGGUUGCAUUAAUACCAACCCUUGCCACAAUGGCAGAUAUUGAAAGUAAACUGUGGCUGACAGUCUUUGAUAAAAAAUACAGGUCAUCAGAUCAUGAGGGUAAUCUUCGUACUGAAGAUUGAAGAAAUAGGAGGUUAUGCUGAGAUAUCCCGUUUCGUUCUCAUCUGGAAGUACCUGAUCAGGAUUCUAACUUGGUGGUUUGUGGUGACUGGGUUUAUAUAUUAUAUUGAGCGUCUUGUCAACCUGCUUUCAUCGGAGAAACCCCAUGACUUGUGCUAUUUAACCUGGCUCUACUUCACCGCAGUUACAGCAACUGCUGUCGGCUAUGGUGAUGUCUCAUGCAAGACAAUUUGCAUUUCACAAAAAUAUAAUGCAAAGGACUGUACGGGAAGUAUGUACCAGACUUAGUGAGGAUGAUUUUAGCCGUAUUUCCGGACUUUACUCCAUAUAGACCGAUAUUGCGCAACAAGUUAGUGUCUAUGUAGUUUUCUUCCUGUUUCUUUAUUCAAUAUUAAUGUGAAAUAAACUGAAAAUCCUGCUGAUAAAAAAAGACCAAAGCACUGUAAGAAAUGGAGUGAA